AUGAUCGCCGCGCUCGAACGCCGCGACCAGCUCGACAAACUCCUUGGGGAAGGCGUUGGUCAGGCCCGAGACCCAGCCCUGUGCGCCCAGAUACAGACCUUCGAGCGCGACGUCGUCCAGACCGGCGAACAGGACAUAGCGGUCGCCGAACGCGUUGCGGAAACCAUCGGGGCAGCAGCAUCAGGCCGUCCGCACCGGCCUUUUCGGCCGCCUGCGCAUAACGGACGGCGCGGCGGUGUCAUAUUCCGAGCAGCCAGUGAUGACCGGCACGCGGCCCGCCACCGCCUCGACGAUCGCGGUCAGCACCGUGACCUUCUCGUCAUAGUCGAGCGAGUUGUUCUCGCCCACCGUGCCCAGCGCGAUGACGCCGGUCACGCCGUCCUGACCAGAUCGUCCACGACCCGCUGCGUAUCGGCGAGAUCGAUCGACAGAUCCUCCCGCACCGGGUCGUCACCGCGGGAAAUACGCCACGCCAGCCGAUGCUCACAGUCUGUCUUCCUAGUCAGUUUUAGAUACUGUAUACUUUUUAGCGAUGUUCUUACGCUAGGUCAAUCGCGAUCAUUCUUCGUCGGGAUAGGGGCCUUUGCCCCUUCGGCGAUAAAGCGAUCGGUCCGCGCCUCGAUCACCGGCAGCGGGACAUACAACCGAGUUGCAGCAUCGCGUCGUGCCCAAGCGCGGAUGUUGAAUUUUGGGCCCCAAGGCCUUCUCCGCCUUGGGCGCGUGCCCCGCUGGAAGGCGAGCUGCCCCAUAUAA
Molecule: messenger RNA, 753 nt
Organism: Acanthosepion pharaonis
Lineage: Eukaryota; Metazoa; Mollusca; Cephalopoda; Sepiida; Sepiidae
Source: the annotation of a GenBank genome assembly